AGAUGGGAGGAGGCUCUGAAGCUUUGUUGUUAUAGUAAAGGCUCGUUUUCUCCCACCGGGUCACGUUUCACCGGUGCUGGGACAGAAAACUGCGGAUUUUGCCGUCGGCUCGUUAAAAGAAGACAGAGGCACGCGGGGAAGGAGGCCGUCCGCAGAGCUACCCAGUGAUGGUCUGCUGUAGAAACCAGAUGAUGUGGCUUCAGCUACAGUCUCCAUCCCUCCUAACAAGUCUUUGACACUCUGGAUGAACAUCAGAGCCAGUGCUCGCCCUCUGACCUUAAAUGUAAUCAAGGUCAGAGUCCCUCAUUCCUGCUGUAAUGGAGAAUCACAGCCUGCUGUCCCUCACUGUGGCCUUGCUGGGUCUUCUGAGCCCGUGUCUGACGAGACUGACUCCCAGGGUCUCCUUCCCUAUAGGAAGUCCUGGGAGACAUCUCACCCGCUUCAGUAACCCUGAUGUCAGCAACACCACCACUCUGCUGCUCAGUGAGGAUGGAGACAUGCUGUAUGUAGGAGCCCGGGAUGCUGUGUUAGCGCUGGAUGUUAGCCACAAGGACACCAUCAUCCUGAGGAGCAAGCUGGACUGGAGUCCUUCAGAGAAAGACCUUGAACAGUGUUCCAUGAAAGGCAAAAAAAUGGCUGACUGUCCCAAUUUCAUUCGUGUACUGCAGUUUUUGAAUACCACCCACAUCUAUGCCUGUGGUACAUUUGCCUUCAGUCCACGCUGCACCUACAUUAACUCAGAGACGUUUAUGAUGAGUGUUAAGUCUGAUGAAGGAAGAGGUCGCUGCCCCUAUGACCCCUAUCAACGCAACUCUGCUAUCAUCGUAGAUGGAGAGCUUUAUACCGGAACAGUGGCAGACUACAGGGGGAAUCGGCCAGUCAUCUCCCGGCACCUCAGUGAGGGCAGGCGUGUUGACCUGAAGUUGGAUGAUACAUUAGGAUGGCUGGAGGAUCCAACCUUCAUCAGCUCCACUUUCAUUCCUGAUGAGGAGAAAAUCUACUUCUUCUUCAGUGAAGUGGGCAGAGAGUAUGAUUUCAUCGACAAAUUUAUUGUCUCUCGUGUGUCUCAGAUCUGCAUGAGUGAUGUUGGGGGCCAGCGGACCCUGCAGCGACGCUGGACCACGUUUGCCAAAGCUCAGCUGUUGUGCCAGGCUGACAAUGAGCUGCCCUACAAUGUGAUCCAGGAUAUAGACACCCUCCCACCAGUAGAGGGAGCUCCUGCAGAUGACACACUUUUCUAUGGCAUCUUCACCUCCCAGUGGUCUGUCAACUCUGGACAGUCAGCAGUGUGUUCGUUCCGCCUGAGUGACAUCAAAUCAGUUUUCUCUGGAAACUACAAAGUCCUGAACCGGGACACAUUACAGUGGAGCACGAGGGUUCAAGAGAAGGUGGCAAAUCCAGGAGAGUGUGGCCUGCACAAUGCGUCAGACAACGCCCUGCGCUUUGUCAAAGAGAACUUCCUGGCAGACGACAGUGUGCGGCCAGUUGGAAGGAGUCUGACCUUGGUGUCUGCUGAGCACAGCUACAGCCAUCUGACUGUCCAGAGGGUCCAGGCUGCCAACAACAGAGACUACACUGUCCUGUUUCUGCUAACAGAGUCUGGUUACCUACACAAAGCAGUGCUGCUGCAGAGUGGGGCCCACAUCAUAGAGGAGGUCCAGGUUUUUGAGCAGCCUCAGCCUGUCAGGAGCCUGAAGCUCUCCAUACCCAAGGGUAUGAUUUAUGUUGGCACAUCAGAGGGUGUGGUGAGGGUUCCAACAGCCAACUGCUCUUUCUACUGGACCUGUCAGCAGUGUGUUCUGGCCCGAGAUCCCUUCUGUGGUUGGGACCCUUUCUGCAGGGCCUGUGUGAAGGCCUCUAACACCCAGCCUAGCAUAGGCCAGGACGUAGACAGAGGGAAUGUUGAAGAGGCAUGCAACAGUGUUUCAUUAACACACAGAGCCAGAUUUGGUCCAAACAUACUGCCUGCAGGUGAGCUGGUGUCUGUGUCUCUGAAUGAAGUGGUGCGGCUGCAGUGUCCCGCAGCAUCGCGGCUGUCCCAGCAGCUGUGGGAGCGUCCCAACAGCCGGCUGUCCUCAGAUCUGUACCUGCACCUGGAAGAUGGGAGUCUGAGCUUUGUGGCCACUCCCACCACACUGGGCCACUACCUCUGCCUGUCCACUGAGAACGGGUACCAGCAGACUAUGGCCAUCUAUCAUGUCAAACAGAAGAGCAACCCAGUGGCUCAAACUCCAACCAGCUACACGUGGCCUCAGACACACCGAAUCCCCACCACGCAGGCUGUGGCAAGGCGUAGGCCUGGGCCUGGACUGCAUGCCUCUGUGGGGACUUGGCCUAAAAGAAAAGAAACAAGACAAGGAGAGACUGAGCCAACAGUGCCCAGCAGGGACACUCAGGUGACCACCAGACAGCUGGGCAGAAACUUGACCCUGUGGACAGAGGAAUCUGGGCAGAAAGAGGCAGAGUUUUGGGAUGGUGUACCCCUGGUUUUGGCCCGAGGCCCAUGCUACCUAAAGGAGCUGGUGGUUGUGUCAGUUCUGCUGGUGCUCUGCCUCAGUCUGCUGAUCAUCAUGCUUAUUUAUGUCAUCAGACAGCGAUACCGCAGCCGAACUGCCCCACAGGCAGGGACUCCAACCAGAGACUUGGAUAGAAGGACCCCUGUGGAGCAGGAGGCUCUCAGGGGGAACCAGUUUCUGAGCAAAUGCAAUGGACAAGCCCUGCACAGCGGACAGGCUAGUGGGUUGGUUUGUAAUGGGGCACUCACAGGCUCUAAUGGGCAUUUGCCCAACACCCCCAUCUGAGUAGUCCCACACAUUUAAAGAUGAGACCAGAGGUGGAGGGAGGCUCUCCCAGGUACCAGAGUCACCAUGCUGACUUCCAGUGGGAGAAUCUGUUUGCACAGCCAAUGACGAGGUACAAGCACUGUGGACCCCUGUGAUCCUGAUUGGUAAGCUGGGACCUAGUGGAUGGUAAAAAUUAAAGCCAAUCUUCCUAUGGUACAUAAAUGAAGACGCAUGACUGAUGCUGAAACACAAUAGCUGUGAUGUUCUGAAUAUUAAGUGUGUUUUCAGUUACUAGACAGUGACAAUUAAGACAAAAAGGUACAAGCUGAUUCAGUACAGUAAAAAUAUUUUUAUAGAAUUUUCAUUGUUUGAUGCAAAGUCAGUGACCACUGCAGUUAUCCAUCUCUUUUCAUGGGAUAAUUACAUUGUCAAGAGUUUUUUCAAUACACAUAUGAACAGUAAAUAAUAGAAGAAUAACAUUUUGAAAUGUCCUCUCUCAUAUUGAAAAGAGGAGUCUGGACCCAUGUUCAUUAAACAUUUUAGAAUCAGUAAUUUUACAUACCUUUAGUAAACAUGCAGCCACAGCGUCUCAUGGUGUUUACAUGCACUUCGUUAAACAGCCUACAGUCGUCUUUCUGCAGUCACGUGAUUCUUUAAAUGUCAUGUAAGUAAGAAAUCUGUGGGGCUUCUCAUUUGCCUUCCUUCAUGUGUCUUUGCUCUUCGGGUGACCUGGAAGAAGGAGGCUUCCCAUAGGAGGCUUGAGCGAGGAAACGAGACUGUCCUUCACCAGAAUCUUUUAUCAGACCGAGACGCCUCUUUAUUGGGAGCCUGUUAGUGAUUGGACGCUGACUACAUCACGGCAGCUUUAUACUGUGACAAACAACCGAUUCAACUAUUUCAUUUGUGUUCUGAUUCACCAUUUAGGUCAAAUGAUUGGACCUGUGGUAACUGUAGGGUUGAAUAAUAAAAGAAGCAUUAAACAACUUUUAUCUUUACAUUGUAGGUAAGUUUACCGUUUCAACCUGUAUCAUGAAUAAUAUAGUCAAGGAAAGGCGAGUCGGUUGGCUUUCAGCAGUAAAAAACAUUUUAAUUAAAUAUUAGUUUUUAUGAGGCCCAGCACCCCUGUGUGUCAGGUAGAAAACAUUCACUUCUGUCAUGUUGGAGAAAGUUACUACAACUGUGUGUCCUUAUGAUUACAGGGCAUACAGCUACACACCUGCAAACUAACAGCUAAUCCAGCUGUGUCGUGAUCAUCAGGAAUUGAGGUCACAUGGUGGGUCAGAGGAAAUAACAUGUUGUUUCUCUAAAAGCAUGCUUCUUUGAUUCUUCUCUCCUCACAUAUUUUCCUCGCCAUCUAAGACACAAGUGAGACAAAUGAGAAGCACCCACGGUAAUCUGGGUAGGGAAUUAGACAAACCUGGAGAAAGUCAGUCGUUCCCCAUGUAUACAUGUAACUGGGUUAUUGAUCUGCUUUGCAUGUAAGCAUGAGCAGGACAACACCUAAAUGUAGACAUGUAUCAUCAUCUUCCUAAUAGUUGGAUUGUAAGCCAGACUAAAACUGCACAAAGUAGCCUCAAGAACUCUAAAUAAGUCAGUUCCCACCAGGUAUAUUUACUCUGAGGAAAAACUCUUAAUACAGAGCCUGUCCCCCCACUACACACACAACAUCAGUAAGUGUUGUCUUAUAUCACAGCAACAGUUAAACUGAGUAAGCCAUGGCUCCCAAAUAAUGUUGGGGGUAGGGGAGAAAUCUGAUUACUGCCCUUCUGAGUGUUUACAUAGGUGUUACACUAAGUGGGUUACAGUGCUAUUAAACUUGAUGUUUGAUUUCCUGCUUAAUCUCGUGUGCCUGUAAAUGUACUGACAGAGGGUUUGAUCAUGUUUAUAUGGGGACACCACUUUUUAAAACCAUCUCUUAGUGUUGGGUAUUCUGUUGAAUAUCUGUGGUACAGGAGAUUUCAGGUGCGCUAAGAUCCAUCAGAUCUUGGUUUAAAACAGUAUCUAUAGACCCCCCCGUGGCUGAACAACCCAAAUCACUGCUGCUGUAUUUGUACUUCGUGUUGCACACACGUGUACAUUGUAAGAGCUGGACGCAGUUUGUUUCCGUUGUUAAUAAGUCCCGAAUAACAUUGGGUUGGUAGUUUUUAAAAAAGACAUUUGUGUCAUUCAACACUUGCUGGGAAGCCUGAACAGAGUCACUGCAGGAGGUAGACUCUCCUUGGUUAAGAAAGCUCACUGAAGGCUUUAACUUCUUAGUGGAAAAUAAGGACCAAAUAUAGGACCGAUCUUUUACUCCUGAGAUGCUUCAUAAAUAGAGGCCCUGGUUGGUCAUCAUGCUGACUCUGAAAAAUGCUUGCCUUUGUAAUACCUUCAGCACAAUCAUCAGUUCUUUGUAUAUUGUCUUUUUAAUGUGUUUUGGAUACUGUAUUUUUAAAUAACUAUAAAUUCCUAUGCCACUGGGGUGAAUGGCAAUAUGAAGACCAUUCACUCCAAUGCUCAUUCAGAAGACCAGCUACAUUUUGUGAUGUUUAGAAAAUCUAGAAGGAAUAAAAAUUAUCAACAAA
Messenger RNA from Micropterus dolomieu (smallmouth bass), 5347 nucleotides. RefSeq names its product sema domain, immunoglobulin domain (Ig), transmembrane domain (TM) and short cytoplasmic domain, (semaphorin) 4Ab (gene sema4ab). Gene Ontology annotation, molecular function: chemorepellent activity; semaphorin receptor binding. NCBI's taxonomy places the organism in Eukaryota, Metazoa, Chordata, Actinopteri, Centrarchiformes, Centrarchidae. The transcript is spliced from 15 exons. The record is from RefSeq and is a predicted model, not a curated record. Gene Ontology annotation, biological process: negative chemotaxis; semaphorin-plexin signaling pathway; axon guidance. The coding region runs from base 318 to 2801 and encodes 827 amino acids.